AGAGAAAAACAAGUAUAGAAUUUGCAUGCAUAUACAUUUCUUCUUUCUAUCUUUAGAUCUUAUAAACUUUCUAUAUCAAUCUCUUAUCCUUGUCAAUUAAAAUGCCAGAUUCACCACCAUCAUUACCAACAACAAGAAAAAUUCCAUUUCCACCACCACCAUUGAAGAUAAGGGUAAAUAGCCCUUCAAUGUCAGAGUUAAAGAAAAGUCUAUUUUCACCUAAUUCAUUGAGGUCUCCAACAAUUAGGAUACCAACAUUCAAGUCUCAAAAAUCCAUGUUGUUGUUGGCUUAUGUUUUCACUUUCUUAUUUGUUACAUGUGCUAUCUUUUUUAUCUUCAAUAAUCCUCCCAUUAACCAUUCUUUCAAGAAAGUUCUCAAUAAGAGAUCACAGUUCUCCACAUUUUUCUCACACUAUUUCUCCUCCAAUAAUUACACCUCUAAUCAAAACUCAACUGGUUACUCUCUCCCAUUUAACAGGAAAACAAAUGGGGUUUUUGGGAAACUGAAUGAUUCUAAUUCUGUUUCUCAUCAAAAUGGGUUUUCAAUAUCUCCUAGCCAAAUGAAUGACUCUGAAAAUGGCGAAAAGGGUUUACAGAAUUCAAUGAAGAAUGAAGAGGAAGAGAAACAAAAGGUGAAUUUCUCAUCAAAUUAUGUGAGAAAUGAAACAUCAACUGAAAAUCAAAAGAAUGAGCCUUGGUGGGAAGUAUUGAGUCAUUGUGAUGUUUUUGAUGGGAAGUGGGUGAAAGAUGAUGCUAACCCUUUAUAUGAACCUGGUUCUUGUCCUUUUAUAGAUGAGCCAUUCGAUUGUUAUAGAAAUGGAAGGCCUGAUAAUGGGUAUGAGAAAUAUAGAUGGCAGCCUAAGCACUGUAACAUUCCAAGGUUGAAUGCCAAAGAAAUGUUGGAACUUUUGAGAGGAAAGCGAUUAGUCUAUGUUGGUGACUCUCUGAACAGGAAUAUGUGGGAAUCAAUGGUUUGUCUCCUCAGAAAUUCUGUUGAAGACAAGAGCAGAGUUUUUGAGGUAUCUGGAAGAGAAGAUUUCAAGAAAGAGGGUGCUUAUUCUUUUAUAUUCGCGGACUAUAAUUGUUCAGUAGAGUUUGUACGUUCAACGUUUCUGGUUCAAGAAUGGGAAAUGCCAGAUGGAAAUGGAUCAACUAAAGAAACACUCAGAUUAGAUCUGGUAGAAAGGUCAUGUGACAAAUACAAAGGAGCUGAUAUCCUUGUCUUUAACACAGGGCAUUGGUGGACUCAUGAGAAAACAUCCGAAGGGAAGGGUUACUAUCAAGAAGGUAGUCAUGUUUAUGGUGAAUUAAACGUUGUUGAGGCGUUUCGCAAGGCAAUGACAACAUGGGCAAGAUGGAUUGAGACCAAUGUAGAUCCUCUGAAGACCGACGUUUUCUUUAGAGGCUAUUCAGUCUCUCAUUUCAGUGGAGGCGAGUGGUAUGCCGGUGGAAAAUGUGAUAGUGAUACAGAGCCACUUAAGGAUGAGAAAGAUUUGUCACCUUCUCUGUAUCCUUCAAUAAUGGGAAUGUUAGAGGAUGUGAUAAGGUGGAUGAAGACACCAGUAUACUAUUUGAAUGUUACCAUAAUGUCAGAUUUCCGCAAGGAUGGACAUCCAUCGAUAUACAGGAAGCCAAAUAUGACAGACGAGGAGAGGAGGACGACGAUAAGGUAUCAAGAUUGCAGCCAUUGGUGCCUUCCUGGUGUACCAGACACUUGGAAUGAGCUACUAUAUGCUCAACUAUUGAUGAAACAUUAUCAGAAACAACACAAACAACAGCAGCAGCAGAUAGGUUCUUAGGCAAAUAUAGCUAUAGUAUUGUAUAGAUAUGAUAUUGUGGGACGAAAUAUGUCUCGGUUAGUUUUAGUUUUUCCCUGAUUGGAAAUCAGGGUUGGCAACAUGACAUCGGCUGGCAAAAACUGUCUCUGUUAGUUGUAGUAGCUUUUCCUAAUGAGAAGCCGGAGACGAUUGCCAUUAGCUACAGAUAGUUCAAUGUAGAACUACUUAUCCAACAAUGUAGUUGCAAGUUGCUAUUACUUUACUGUGCUAUAAUAUGAGGUAAAAAGUAUAUACA
Nicotiana attenuata is the source of this 2073-nucleotide messenger RNA. Its product is annotated as protein trichome birefringence-like 4. Gene Ontology annotation, molecular function: O-acetyltransferase activity. Bases 102 to 1799 code for a protein of 565 amino acids. The transcript is spliced from 5 exons. Gene Ontology annotation, cellular component: Golgi apparatus. Lineage: Eukaryota; Viridiplantae; Streptophyta; Magnoliopsida; Solanales; Solanaceae. The record is from RefSeq and is a predicted model, not a curated record.